AUCUACUUUGCAAAAUUUCUCUGACGACCCUAAGCUGAGUUCAACGUCACAUCUUUUCAUGGUUUAUAGCGUCGAACUCUCUGAACACAGUUUUUGAACAGCAGAGUCUUUCACGAGGAUGGGUUGUUGUGGAAAAAAUAGCGACGAUGAAAGGACUGACAAUGUGGAGAUGAAAGGAGGGGAUAAGGGUGGCGGAAAAGCUGGCAAGUGGGGAAAACCUAAACCAUUUGAUCCAACAUUUAAUGGGCCAAUAAAAAACAGGAGCUGCACUGACUGUGUAUGCUGCAUUCUCUUUGUCCUCUACAUUGUGGGCAUGAUAGCCUUGGGCAUUGUAGCAUUUAUAAAAGGCAAUCCAUACAAGCUGCUGGGUUCUGUUGAUUCUGAUGGAAAUAUCUGUGGCUACGAUGAGAUUGUCAAGGAUCGGCCUAAACUUGUUUUCUUUGACUUAACGGAAUGCCUCCCAGCAGUCACUCAAGUUGCAACAAAUAUCUUUGGGGCAUCUUGUCCCACAAAACAGCGCUGUGUGAAGAGUUGCCCUGACAAAAAUGCAGUUGCACUCACUGUGAAUGUAUCAGACCUUGUUUGUGACUAUGAUGUUGAUUUCACCAAUUUUAAACCAAGUACACAGGAGCGCUCUGACCUAGUCAAAGAAAAGAGGUGUGCUCCAUAUAUUCUCAAAAGUUCUGAUGUCCUAAACCGUUGCAUACCCACACUGGUAGGAGAUACACUGACAUCCAGUUUGAGAGAUCAGCUACAAUCAGCAGAUGGAUCAAAUGUCACUGCUGAAGAUGUGAAAGAAGGAUCUUUAGCUGUCCAGGCAUUGCUGAACCUGCAGAACCUGGGUCAGAAGAUCAUACAAGAUGUGCAGCAAUCUUGGUACUGGAUUCUGGCAGCCAUGGGGAUUGCAAUGGUGGCUUCAUUCUUGUAUAUUAUUGUUAUGAGGUGGAUUGCUGGGCUUGUGGUGUGGGUGACCAUUUAUGCAGUUUUGACUUCCCUUGGCUACUCUGUUUAUUACUGUUGGACAAAGUACAAAGAACUGUCAUCCAACUCUGGUAACACCACAAGCACUGUUCUGAGUGUGUCCACUGGUCUUGAUUCAUAUGCUAACAGUGAAAAAACUUGGUACUGGCUGACUAUUAUUCUUGGUGUUAUCCUUGGAAUUCUGUUGUUGAUUCUUCUUGCUUUAUACAAGAGAAUUUCAAUUGCCAUUCAGAUCAUCAAAGAGGGAAGCAGGGCUGUGUCUGCCAUGCCGUUCAGUCUGUUUUUCCCAAUCAUACCAUGGCUGCUCCAGAUCAUACUGUUUGGAUGGUUUGUUGGUGUGUUAGCCUUCCUUGUCACUGCUGGUGGUGCGGAGUACCAGGUUGUGUCCAACGACACUCAAAAUGGACAAGUGUGUACGCAGGAAAUAAAAGAUGCAAUAGGAUCUGCCAGCAACUACACUUGCAAUUUUGUGGACUUUGCAAAUAAUGACCAUUUGUUCCGCAUGCAAGUCUACCAUCUGUUUGGCUGGUUCUGGGUCAUGAAUUUCAUCAUGGCCCUCGGCCAGUGUGCACUGGCAGGUGCAUUUGCUUCCUAUUACUGGGCUUGGGAUAAGAAGACGGACGUACCAAAAUUUGCUGUAACGGCAUCUUUCUUCCGGACUUUAAGGUACCAUACUGGAUCACUGGCCUUCGGGUCUCUUAUCAUUGCCAUCGUUCAGUUGAUCCGAGCAGCAUUGGAGUACCUCGAUCACAAGCUCAGAGGGCCUGGAGAGCAAAGUCAGAUUACUAAGUACCUUAUUAAGUGCCUUAAAUGCUGCUUUUGGUGUUUGGAGAAGUUCCUGAAAUUUCUCAACAAGAAUGCUUACAUUAUGAUUGCAGUACACGGCAAGAAUUUUUGUGUCUCAGCAAAAGAUGCUUUUUUCCUCCUGAUGAGGAACAUUUUGAGAGUCGUCGUAUUGGACAAAGUAACGGACUUUGUUCUGUUUCUCGGUCAGUUAACUAUUACCGCAGGCCUGGGUAUUGGGAGCUUCUACUGGUUUGAACGACAAGAAAACCUCAACUAUUACUUAGCCCCUGUUGUUAUCAUCGUUGUUGGCGCCUACAUGGUAGCAUCAGCUUUCUUCAGUGUCUACAACAUGGCCAUUGAUACGGUCUUCCUUUCAUUCUUGGAGGAUUCUGAGCGGAAUGACGGCUCCCCAGAAAAGCCAUACUACAUGAACAAGUCCCUGAGGAAGAUCCUGGGAAAGAAAAACAAGAAAAAUUCAGACAGCGAAUGAAAAGACUGUGACUGCGGCCAGAUCAUCAGUGAUCAAAUUUCAGAUACGCGGCUGUCAAAGUGAUUAUUGCUAUUUUCAAUGCGAAGGAUUUAUAUCCGAACAUGUUUUUGACUGAUCGAAGAGAGAGGCAUAGGUAACUGUAUCAAAGAGUACAAUCGUUUUUAUGUAGUUCCCUUAUUUUCUGAAGCUAUUUUUUAUAGCUGAUAGAAUUCUGAAAACCCUCUCUGCUCUGCUAGAUGUUUCAAAUGAAUGCUUCUGCUAUUGUUUGAUACGAAGCUAGGCUGUUUUUCUCUUUGGUGAUUGGCAAGAGUAAAGCAGCUUUUCACAGGGAUAAGCUGACAAUUUUGACACAAGUUUUUUACUUGAUCUAAAUUAACAUUUACACUUCUAAGUGCGAGAGAAUCCUUCUGGACUUUAAUGUGUUAUCGUUUCCCUCUUCCAGGUAUUUUGGUUUUGUAAAAUUGUAGAUUUUCGCUGGACGAAAUCUUUGUACAUACAAGGCUCUCGUCACUGUAUUUGAAUUGAGUUAAAGCACAUCUUAAUAUAUUGUAUCUUUAUUAACACAGACAGUGUGUUAGUAGAGAACUAUGGAAACUAUGUUCCACGUUACAAAUCGAAGCUCCCUCAACUAGUAGUGAAGAUAAAAAGUUUCGGUCAUCAGAUUUUUUUUUCGUCGUAGCUCAUCAAACGUGCUGGGAAAACGUCGCAAAAAGCAGCGUAGCUUCCUAGUCAUUUCUUGCUUUUUCUUUCACUUUCCGCACACAGUUUUCUGUACGAAAUUGAAUGUGUCAACUCCCUGAAUUUUCGAGUGUUGAGCGUGGUUCUCGUUCUCUAAAAAGGACUCUAAAAACCUAUAAAGCUUGCCAAGAGUCCCAAAUGAUUCGAAGGUUAAGUGAUAAGAUGUGCUCUGCGCCAAAUAUUUAAUUUUAUUAUUAUGUGUUUGAGUAUUGUACAGAAGAAUUGCACGUAGGUUUAAGUUUUAUUUAACGUUUUAGACCGACUGUUGUGUAACUUAUGGUUGAAGCCUGCCCAUCACAACAUGGCUCUUUUGUUCAUAUGAAUUGUUUUCUAGCAUCCUGUAUAAGCA
This is a messenger RNA of Stylophora pistillata, 3344 nucleotides long. Its product is annotated as choline transporter-like protein 4. NCBI's taxonomy places the organism in Eukaryota, Metazoa, Cnidaria, Anthozoa, Scleractinia, Pocilloporidae. Gene Ontology annotation, molecular function: transmembrane transporter activity. The record is from RefSeq and is a predicted model, not a curated record. Gene Ontology annotation, cellular component: membrane. Gene Ontology annotation, biological process: transmembrane transport.